Molecule: messenger RNA, 1142 nt
Organism: Sesamum indicum (sesame)
Lineage: Eukaryota; Viridiplantae; Streptophyta; Magnoliopsida; Lamiales; Pedaliaceae
Molecular function (GO): GTP binding; GTPase activity
Source: RefSeq, a predicted model, not a curated record
GCAGCCCUUUUUCGCGGCCCAAUAAUCUCUCUCCCUCUCCAUCCCUCCAUCAAACAUCUUCCAUUUACAUUCUCACUCUCUCUUUCCAUUUUCUUCUUCUUCUCAUUUCUAUUCAUCAAUCAUCUCUCAUCCGAUCAAAGGCCGCGGAAUGGGACAGGCGUUGCGCAAACUCUUUGACACUCUCUUCGGCAACACGGAGAUGCGGGUUGUGAUGCUUGGAUUGGAUGCCGCUGGCAAAACAACUAUACUGUAUAAACUUCACAUUGGAGAGGUUUUAUCAACAGUUCCUACCAUUGGUUUCAACGUAGAGAAGGUUCAAUAUAAAAAUGUGAUUUUUACUGUAUGGGAUGUGGGUGGACAAGAGAAAUUAAGACCCUUGUGGAGGCAUUACUUUAAUAAUACUGAUGGUCUGAUCUAUGUUGUGGACUCUCUGGAUCGAGAGAGAAUCGCGAUGGCAAAGAAAGAGUUUCAGGCCAUCAUCAGGGAUCCAUUCAUGAAAAAUGCUAUCAUAUUGGUCUUUGCAAACAAACAAGACCUGAGAGGAGCUAUGACACCAAUGGAAAUCUGCGAUGGCCUGGGCCUUAAUGACCUUAAAGAUAGAAAAUGGCAUAUAGAGCGGACUUGUGCUAUCAAAGGGGAAGGUCUGUAUGAGGGGCUGGACUGGUUGUCAAACACUUUGAAGGAACAAAGGGCCAUUGGAUUUUCUUCAGUGGUUUAGCGAGGCUAAUAUGAGAAUUGUUCAAUCUGUAAAUUGGAAGCCUGAAUUUUGGAAGUUCUUAGGAUUGCGUUUCUGGUUCUUCUCAGUAUAUUAGUUGCUUCCUAAGUCCUCAAUUGGCAGUUUGAUUAAUAUUUUCAUAGGACGAACCAAGAAGCCAACCGCCCGGAGUCAUACACUGGGAAUUCAUGUUAAUACAUACAUGUUCCGUAAUACUCUCAGAGGCAGAAGGUGGUUGAGUAGUUAUCAGUUAAUUGCAUCUUAACUCUUGUCUUUGUGUAAUUGUUUUGUUUGUUUGUUUACGUAUAUUAAUCCUGUGCAAUUUCUGGGGCUCAUAGCAUAAUUGAGAUUAUAGAGAGCCCUGUGGUUGUAGUGCAAGGGAAAUUGUUAUUGAAGUUUUGAAGUAAUUAGUUUUUGUUUGAUUCGA